Molecule: messenger RNA, 5553 nt
Organism: Morchella importuna
Lineage: Eukaryota; Fungi; Ascomycota; Pezizomycetes; Pezizales; Morchellaceae
Exons: 6
Coding region: 1-5553 (1850 amino acids)
Biological process (GO): long-chain fatty acid biosynthetic process
Cellular component (GO): fatty acid synthase complex
Molecular function (GO): 3-oxoacyl-[acyl-carrier-protein] synthase activity; fatty acid synthase activity; holo-[acyl-carrier-protein] synthase activity
Source: RefSeq, a predicted model, not a curated record
AUGAGACCUGAACAAGAACAGGAAUUGGCUUACACCUUAAUGGUGGAGCUUCUGGCCUACCAGUUCGCCAGUCCCGUUAGAUGGAUUGAAACCCAGGAUGUGAUUCUCUCCCAACAUUCGGCGGAACGACUUGUUGAAAUUGGUCCCUCCGACACUCUUGGCGGCAUGGCCCGGCGCACUCUUGCAGCGAAGUAUGAGGCCUAUGAUGCUGCCCAAUCUCUCCAGCGUCAAAUUCUUUGCUACAAUAAGGAUGCAAAGGAAAUCUACUACGAUGUCGAACCUGUUGAAGAGGAGGAAACCCCAGAAGUUCCUGUGGCCUCGUCCUCAGCACCUGCCAAUGCUCCAGCAGCGUCAGCUCCCGUUGCUGCUGCUGCCCCUGCACCAUCCUCAGGCCCAGCUGCUCAGGUUGCCGAUGCACCUGUCCAGGCCGUAGACAUUGUGCGGUCACUCAUUGCACAGAAGCUCAAAAAAUCUCUGGCGGAAAUUCCAUUAUCAAAAGCCAUCAAAGAUUUGGUCAAUGGUAAAAGUACAUUGCAAAAUGAAAUUUUGGGAGAUUUACAAAAGGAAUUUGGCAAUACCCCCGAGAAACCGGAGGAUACCCCCUUGGAUGAAUUGGGUGCGGCAAUGCAGACCACAUUCAACGGCCAGCUCGGCAAGCAGUCAAGCUCGAUGAUUGCUCGUAUGAUUUCUUCCAAGAUGCCUGGUGGUUUCAACAUCACAACGGCAAGGAAAUACCUCGGGGACCGAUGGGGUCUUCAGUCAGGACGACAGGAUGGUGUCUUGCUGAUGGCAAUUACAAUGGAGCCAGCGGCAAGAUUAGGAAGUGAAAAUGACGCAAAGGCAUUUUUAGACGACGUGUCGGCAAAGUAUGCUAUUGCAUCCGGUAUCUCCCUGUCUGCGCCCGCAGCUGGAGGUUCUUCCGGCGGUGGCGGUGGUGGAAUGAUGAUGGAUCCUGCCGCCAUUGAUGCUUUGACCAAAGACCAAAGGGCAUUGUUCAAACAACAGCUUGAGCUCCUGGCAAGGUACCUGAAAAUGGACCUUCGCUCUGGAGAUAAGGCAUAUGUUGGCUCUUUGGAUACCCAGAAAGUUUUACAAGCACAACUUGAUCUAUGGAAUGUCGAGCACGGCGAAUUCUACGCCUCGGGAAUCGAGCCUUCAUUCUCGCCACUCAAGGCCAGAGUUUACGAUUCAUCAUGGAACUGGGCUCGACAGGAUGCACUCCACAUGUACUUCGACAUUGUCUUUGGCCGCCUGAAGCUCGUUGACCGCGAAAUUGUUUCACGAUGUAUUCAUAUCAUGAAUCGCUCUAACCCCACGUUGCUCGAGUACAUGCAAUACCACAUUGAUCACUGUCCCACUGAACGUGGUGAGACAUACAAGCUUGCAAAGGAACUUGGGGAGCAGCUUAUUGCGAACUGUCAGGAGGCACUUGGCACGGCUCCCGUUUUCAAAGAUGUUCAAUACCCUACCGCCCCUCAAACCACUAUUGACGCCCAGGGUAACAUGUCAUACGCCGAGGUUCCACGACCUGCGAUUCGAAAGCUUGAGCACUACGUUAAGGAAAUGGCUGCUGGUGGAAAACUGAGCGAGUAUGGAAACCGAACGAAGGUUCAGAACGACCUUGCCAAGAUUUACAAGAUCAUUAAACAGCAACACAAAAUUACAAAAUCCUCGCAAAUGCAGAUUAAAACACUCUACGCAAACAUCUUCAAGAGUUUAGCAAUGAAUGAGGCCCAAAUCCUCCAUGAGAAGGGUGCCAAUAAUAAGAAAAACAACAAUUCAGGGAAGGGCAAGGUUGAAUGCAUUCCAUUCCUUCAUUUGAGGAGGAAGGAAGAUCAUGGCUGGGAGUACUCGAAAAAGUUGACUGGAUUAUACUUGGAUUGCUUGGAACAGGCUGCUGCCUCCGGUGUAACAUUUGAUGGAAAGAAUGUUCUUAUGACUGGUGCUGGUGCUGGUUCUAUCGGAGCUGAGGUCUUGCAAGGGCUCCUCAGCGGUGGCGCCAGGGUCGUUGUCACUACUAGCAGAUUUUCUCGUGAGGUUACUGAGUACUACCAGACUAUGUACACGAAGUUUGGAGCCCGUGGUUCUCAAUUGAUUGUUGUACCAUUCAACCAAGGUAGCAAGCAGGAUUGCGAAGCUCUUGUAAACUGGGUCUAUGAUGCAAAGAAUGGACUGGGAUGGGAUUUGGACUUUGUUAUUCCCUUCGCCGCUAUUUCUGAGAAUGGCCGUGAAAUCGAUGGCCUCGACUCCAAGUCCGAGCUUGCGCACAGAAUCAUGUUGACAAAUCUUCUCCGUCUCCUUGGAAUGGUCAAGACAAAUAAAGCCUCUCGUGGCUACGAAACCCGUCCUGCACAGGUCAUCCUUCCUCUUUCUCCCAACCAUGGUACCUUCGGUAACGACGGCAUGUACUCUGAAUCCAAGCUAGCUUUGGAGACAUUGUUCACCCGAUGGCACUCCGAAUCAUGGGGCAACUACCUCACAAUCUGCGGAGCUGUUAUCGGAUGGACCCGUGGUACUGGUUUGAUGGGUGGCAACAACUCUAUCGCCGAGGGUGUUGAGAAACUUGGUGUCCGUACCUUCUCUCAGCAGGAAAUGGCUUUCAAUCUCUUGGGUCUGAUGGCUCCAGCUGUCGUCAACCUCUGCCAAGUCGAGCCAGUCUUUGCCGAUCUUAACGGUGGCUUCCAAUAUAUUCCCAAUCUUAAGGAGGUUUCUGCCCAACUCCGUCAGAAUCUGCAGGAGACUUGUGAGGUUCGCAAGGCGGUCACCGUCGAAACUGCCAUCGAGCACAAGAUCGUCAACGGCGAGGAGUCGGAGAAACUCUACCAAAAGGUCACUAUCCAGCCGCGUGCGAAUAUGAAGUUUUCAUUCCCGGAACUUCCAGAUUAUAAAAAGGAGAUUGAACCUUUGGCUGCAGACCUCCGUGGUAUGGUCGACUUGGAGAAGGUUGUUGUUGUUACCGGAUUUGCUGAGGUCGGUCCCUGGGGUAACUCUAGGACUCGAUGGGAGAUGGAGGCCUACGGUCAUUUUUCGCUCGAAGGAUGCAUUGAAAUGGCUUGGAUCAUGGGUCUCAUCAAGCAUUUCAAGGGACCAAUCAAGGGCAAACCAUACUCUGGUUGGGUCGACGCUAAAACAAACGAACCUGUUGAUGACAAAGAUGUCAAAGCCAAGUAUGAGAAGCACAUCUUGGAACACUCCGGUAUCCGUUUGAUUGAGAGCGAGCUUUUCGGUGGCUAUGACCCUAAAAGGAAGGAAUUGCUCCAGGAAGUUGUUAUUGAGCAAGACUUGGAACAAUUCGAGACCAGCAAAGAAAAUGCACAAGAAUUCAAGAGACAACACGGUGAUAAGGUCGAGAUCUUUGAGCUUAAGGAGACCGGUGAGUAUACUGUGCGCCUAAAGAAGGGUGCGUUGUUGUACGUUCCCAAGGCAUUGAAAUUCGACCGCCUUGUUGCUGGCCAGAUCCCCGCCGGGUGGGACGCCCGUAGAUAUGGCAUCCCCGAAGAUAUCAUCACCCAAGUCGAUCCAGUUACUCUUUAUGUCCUUGUCAGUGUUGUCGAGGCUCUUUUAGCGUCUGGUAUCACCGACCCGUACGAAUUCUACAAAUACGUGCACUUGUCAGAGGUUGGUAACUGUGUUGGUUCUGGUGUUGGAGGUGUGAGCGCUCUGAGAGGGAUGUACAAGGGCAGAUGGCAAGACAAGCCGAUCCAGAAGGAUAUUUUACAGGAAUCUUUCAUCAACACCAUGUCUGCGUGGGUUAACAUGUUGCUUCUCUCCUCUACAGGCCCGAUCAAGACUCCUGUCGGUGCUUGUGCUACUGCUGUCGAGUCACUUGAUAUUGGUUAUGAGACUAUUGUUGAGGGUAAAGCAAGAGUGUGCUUCGUUGGUGGUUUUGAUGACUUCCAGGAGGAAGGCUCUUACGAGUUCGCCAACAUGAAGGCCACGAGCAACGCUGAGGAAGAAAUUGCGCAUGGAAGAACCCCAGCUGAAAUGUCCAGGCCAACUACCACUACCAGAAAUGGUUUCAUGGAAUCCCAGGGGUGCGGUGUUCAGCUCAUUAUGAGCGCGAAGUUGGCGUUGGAGAUGGGUGUUCCAAUCUAUGGUAUUGUUGCGCUAACAGCGACUGCCACCGACAAGAUUGGACGUAGUAUUCCUGCUCCUGGUCAAGGUAUUUUGACUACCGCUCGUGAGGCCAGCAGCAAAUUCCCAAGCCCCCUCCUAGAUAUAAAAUACAGGAAGAGGCAACUCGACAUGCGCAAGGCUCAAAUCAAGCAAUGGACCGAGUCCGAACUCAUGUAUCUCCAAGAGGAGGUCGCUGCUAUGAAAUCUCAGGGUACAGACUUCGACGAGAGCGAGUACAUGCAGGACCGUGCUGGCCACAUUGAGCGCGAAUCUCAGAGGCAGGAAAGCGAGGCUCUGAACGCGUGGGGUAACAACUUCUGGAAGAAGGAUCCCAGAAUUGCGCCAUUGAGAGGAGCCUUGGCUACAUGGGGCUUGACGAUUGACGAUUUGGGCGUUGCCAGUUUCCACGGAACCAGUACUAAGGCCAAUGACAAGAAUGAAUCUGAUGCCAUUCAGAAGAUGUUGACCCAUCUAGGAAGGAAGAAGGGCAACGCCAUCCUGGGUAUCUUCCAGAAAUAUCUCACUGGCCAUCCUAAGGGUGCUGCUGGUGCCUGGAUGAUGAACGGAGCUAUUCAGUGUUUGAACUCUGGUCUCGUACCAGGCAACAGGAAUGCAGAUAACGUCGACCAAAAGUUGGAACAGUUCGAUUACAUCCUUUACCCAAGUCGAAGCAUCCAAACCGAUGGUAUCAAGGCAUUUUCAGUCACUUCCUUCGGUUUCGGUCAGAAGGGUGCUCAGGCCAUUGGUGUUCACGCUAAAUAUCUCUUUGCCACUCUGGAUGAGCAGACAUAUGAGGCGUAUAAAGCUAAGGUCAACUCUCGAUACAAGAAGGCUUACAGAUAUUACCACACCUCACUUGUUGAAAAUAACAUGUUCCAAGCCAAGAACGACCCGCCAUACACUGCCGACCAGGAGACUCAAGUCCUCCUUGACCCUCUUGCCCGCGUACAGGCCGAUAAGAAGACCAACAGUUACAUGUACCCCGCACAGAUCCAGAAGAAACCCGCAGAUCCGUCGGUGGAGAACACUCGCAAACUUGUUGAGAACCUUGCUAGUGCUACGGCAGGUGAUAAUAGCAAGAUUGGCGUUGAUGUUGAAUUGAUCUCCAGUAUUAACAUCGAUAACGAGAAUUUUGUCGAGCGCAACUUUACUGUUGCUGAGCAGGAGUACUGUCGCAAAGCCCCGAGUGCGCAAGCGAGUUUUGCUGGGAGAUGGAGCGCGAAAGAGGCCGUGUUCAAGGCGUUAGGUGUUGCGUCAAAGGGUGCUGGAGCCCCAUUAAAGGACAUUGAAAUUCUGAGUGAUGAUAAGGGUGCUCCUGUCGUUCAAUUGCAUGGCGAUGCCAAGGCAGCAGCAGUUAAGGCUGGCGUGAAGGCGGUGCAAGUUAGCAUCAGUCACAGUGAUGCUCAAGCUAUCGCAAUUGCGGUAGCGAAUUUUUAA